AUGGUUUCCUUCACCAAGCUGUUCACUGCCGGCCUGAUGGCCACCUCCGCCCUGGCUGCCCCCAAGCGCAGCACCAGCAAGCGUGGUGCCGCUUACAAUGACAUCUCCACCGUCCCCGCCAUGACCAGCAGUGGAAACGUCGCCUGGGCUUACAACUGGGCCAUGUCCCUGUCCGGCAGCAUGCCCACCGGUGUCGACUUCGUCCCCAUGCUCUGGGGCGCCAGGGACUUCGGCGGCUGGGUCGCUGCCAUCGAGACUACUCUGUCCAGCGGCAGCGAGUACAUCCUCGGUUUCAACGAGCCUGAUAUGGCUUCUCAGGCCAACAUGGCUGCCUCCGAUGCUGCCAGCUACUACCAGAACUACAUCACCCCUUACGCCGGCCAGGCCAAGCUCAUCUCACCCGCCGUGUCUUCCUCGACCAACGACGGCCAGGGUCUGAGCUGGAUGAACUCUUUCCUGAGCGCGUGCUCUUCUUGCCAGCUCACCGGUCUCGCUGUUCACUGGUACGGCAACAACAUCGAUGAGUUCAAGACUUUCGUUCAGCAGGCUAUCGACACUGCUAGCACCUACUCUCUUUCCGAGGUCUGGAUCACUGAGUUCGCCCUCGCCGCUGAUGUCGGUGGUAUCGUCGACCAGGCUACCACCAACAGCUUCGUCACCGAUGCUAUGGCCUACCUUGACAAUGAGGCUGCCGUCACUCGCUACUCUUACUUCAUGUCUGCCGACAACUACCUUCUCUCCAACGGAGCUCUCAACUCUGUCGGUGAGACCUACUGCAACUAA
Penicillium waksmanii is the source of this 783-nucleotide messenger RNA. RefSeq names its product glycoside hydrolase family 128 protein. NCBI's taxonomy places the organism in Eukaryota, Fungi, Ascomycota, Eurotiomycetes, Eurotiales, Aspergillaceae. Gene Ontology annotation, biological process: fungal-type cell wall polysaccharide metabolic process. Bases 1 to 783 code for a protein of 260 amino acids. Gene Ontology annotation, cellular component: fungal-type cell wall. The transcript is spliced from 2 exons. The record is from RefSeq and is a predicted model, not a curated record.